Messenger RNA from Chaetomium fimeti, 2728 nucleotides. RefSeq names its product amidase signature domain-containing protein. The record is from RefSeq and is a predicted model, not a curated record. The transcript is spliced from 3 exons. The coding region runs from base 175 to 2532 and encodes 785 amino acids. NCBI's taxonomy places the organism in Eukaryota, Fungi, Ascomycota, Sordariomycetes, Sordariales, Chaetomiaceae.
UCAACAAAAACAACAAAUUCAGAACGGGGAUGGUCCUCUGGAAGAUGGAGGGGAUGAUGGGAACUCGGGAGAUGUGACUGGGUUGGCCUCUCUCGACCGGCUGAUGCGGGAGCUGAUUCCAACCACAAGACCAACGGAUAAGACGGACUGGGAAAGCGAGCUAUCAUCAUCAUCAUGAAACACCCUCGGGCUUUCGUCUUUUUUCAUCUUUUUUUCCCUUCAUAUUUUCUUUUCGCGUACCCUUCGGACGGAACCUACUUUUUUUGUUGGAGGUGUUCGUCACUUCCUUGGAUUCACUUGCUAGGCUGCAAGUCCGGGCACAUCCAACAAUCAGGCUCGCCCAACAUGUCUGGCUGCAUAAAGCUAGGGGGAAACACAACACAAGCACCCAGCAGACCCAGCACACAACAGUACCCCGAUAGCAUGAACAGCAUGCCAUUAACCGUGCGAUAUGGCCCGUGCAGACCUCGUCAAGGAAUCCCUGUAGCGAGCAUAACGAGUUUCCGAGUUCUGAACUGUUUGCAUAUACUGAAUAUUUUCACAGCCCUUCUUCUUGGCCUCCGCGAUCUAGCCCCGGCCUUUCUUUGGCUCUCUCACACUGGCACACCGCCUGGAAGGAGAGAGACUGUCCCGGAGUACCUCUCACUCCGCAACUCCCUGAAACCGCCAGGGUGUAUCCAAGAUCCAAGACCGCGAUUCAUAGGGAAUAACACGAAGUUCUCUCUUCCUUUGACAGAACCAACCACCAGCUGUUCCGACCAUGUCUUCAGUCCUUCACCCUUGAACUCAUUCACUGUACACCGGCCGCCCGGAUAUUUUCUCUCUCACAAAAUGAUGCAGAUGCAGUCCAAGCACACUGCCGGCUGCAAGGGCAACAUUCUGAUCUGUGCCCUGGCACUCUUCUGGCUGCCGACCACCUGGGCAUUCAACCAUGUCUUUGACAUUCGAGAAGCCCCCAUCGCCAGCGUGCAUGACGCUCUCUUCACACACAGCACCACAUGUCGAGACAUUGUCUCCUCUUUCAUUGCCCGCAUAGAAGAGUUCAACCCCAGCAUCAAUGCGGUCAUAUCACUGAACUCGCUUGCCCUCUCAACUGCCGACCAUCUUGACCAGAGACUUGCAGCAGGCAAUAUCACGGGCGCACUGUUCUGUGUCCCGGUUCUGCUCAAGGACAAUUACGAUGCAGUUGGGAUGAGCACCACAGGCGGGUGUCAGGGUUUGGCCCACAACAAACCUCUGACAGACGCUCCAACGGUCAGGGCACUGAUGGAGGCGGGAGCCGUCAUACUCGGCAAGACCAACCUGCAUGAGAUGGCUUUUGAAGGCCUGACUGUGUCUUCGCUUGGCGGCCAGACUGUCAACCCGUAUGAUCUCACUCGGACUCCGGGAGGAAGCAGCGGUGGGAGCGGUGCUGCAGUCGCCGCAAACUUUGCUGUCCUGGCAACCGGGACUGACACGGUCAACUCCCUCCGCAGCCCGGCGAGUGCGAACUCGUUGUUCAGCUUCCGCCCCACACGAGGCUUGAUCUCGAGGACGGGUGUCAUACCAGUCAGCUCCACGCAGGACACGGUAGGAGCAAUGGCGCGCAACCCCAGCGACCUCGCUGUGGCAUUGACUGUCAUGGCCAGUGUCGGCUUGGAUCAUCGGGACAAUGUCACUGCCUUGACGCCGAGCCAGGUCCGACACCAAGAUUACUCGGCGUCUCUGUACGGUGGCGAUCUAAAAGGAUUGCGCUUUGGCUUGCUGCACGGCUUCUUCAACCACACCCCCUCGGCCGAGACGACGCCUGUCAACGAUGUCAUGGCAAGCAUGGUGGCCAAGCUCACCGCAACUGGAGCCGAAGUCAUCAACAUCACGGAGCCCCUCUAUGACACGCUCGCUAUUGCCAAAUUAGACGUGCAGGCUUUUGAGUUCAAGGACUUACUUGACGCUUACCUCGCGCUCGCAACUGCCAACCACACCUCUCAAAGCCCCGAAGUCCAGCACCCAACGAGCUUCGACGAGUUAUACACCACUGGCAGCACCAACUUUCUAGUCAUUCCAGCUCAGCACCACUUCAUCAAGAAAGCAUGGCAUUCAUCAGCCCGCGACGCUGCCUACCUCGAAACACAAGGCCGCAUCCAUGAAUUGACGCGCGCCCUCGAAAGCACAUUCGCAACAAACAACCUAGACGCCAUCAUCUACCCCGAGCAGAAGAACCUUGUCGUCAAGAUCGGCUCGCCCUCCCAGAGCGGGCGGAACGGGAUUUUGGCCGCCCUGACAGGACACCCUGUCGUCUGUGUACCUGCGGGUUUCUCAGCCCCCUCAGACGAUGCUCCGCUCGGUGUUCCGAUCGGCAUGGAGAUCCUCGGCCGGCCGUGGAGCGAGGGCAUGUUGCUUAACAUUGCAAGCCACAUCAGUGAGCUCGUCCCGGUGAGGAGGAUGCCGCCGUUUGCCAACGGAACCGUGGAGCCUAGGGAAUACGAGGGCGUGCCGUCCAUUAUGCCGGACGCGGGUAACAUACCCGCGGCGUACCCACUCGGGGCUUUCUGAGAGUUAACGAGACACACAUGAGGCUCAUGGGCUACAUGGCAAGGGAACAGGACUGGGCUCCUUCCACACAAGGACACAAAGACGAGAGCCAAUGUUGGAUGUUCAGUUUUGUAUCAAACACCAAGUUCGCAUCUCGUGCGAGCACAUCUCUCGCCUCCUCAAAGGCACACUCCUCAGUGAGGCCAUGUCCGAAUCC